Messenger RNA from Megalobrama amblycephala (Wuchang bream), 2974 nucleotides. It is a transcript of the gene cdc42se1, whose product is annotated as CDC42 small effector 1. Lineage: Eukaryota; Metazoa; Chordata; Actinopteri; Cypriniformes; Xenocyprididae. Gene Ontology annotation, cellular component: plasma membrane. The transcript has 5 exons. The coding region runs from base 434 to 661 and encodes 75 amino acids. Gene Ontology annotation, molecular function: small GTPase binding. The record is from RefSeq and is a predicted model, not a curated record. Gene Ontology annotation, biological process: regulation of Rho protein signal transduction.
GGCGCUGGUGGGCUCUGGUUUGAAGUAUUUCCUCAUAUUAAUGGGGGAAACUUCAACCACACCUCAGUGAUCUGGGAAACACAGAGUCAUUUCCACCCUCAGCUCUCCACACAAGAGGCGCUUCACUCCAGCCCUUCACAGGGACUCUCUUUUGCAUAUUCGUUUGCAACAUCACUGCCUCACAUAAACCCCACAGUCCCGCAGAAUCAACUGGAAAUCAGGGGUGCAGAAUAACGGAAUUUCUGAGGGGUCUUAUAUAUACUUAAAGCAAAGACAUCAACAAGGAUUCUGCUGUGAUCAGGACAGAGGUUUUUUGGACGAGCCACGGCUUAUAUCGCUGAGUGUUGAGGAUUAGAUUCUCUGUCUAUCUCGUCUCUAAACGGCCUGCAGGGUGGCGAGAGAGAGGAGGGAAUCCAACCGGUGUGUGCCGGAGAUGAGUGCGUUCUGGCAUAAGAUUGGUUGCUGUGUGGUAGCCAAACCUCCUCCGAAGAAGAAACGGAGGAGAAUUGACCGUAGCAUGAUCGGAGAGCCCACAAAUUUCGUUCAUCUGACACAUAUAGGCUCUGGUGAAAUGGCAGAUGGCAUGCAGCCGUCUGGCCCAAUACAGGAACAAAUGAGAUCCAAAGUGCCUCACGCUAAUGGACGAAACAGCUUGUUAUAGCCUGUAUUUUACCUGAUUUUUUUGUUUUUGUUUUUACCCCAAGCUCCAAAGUGUCCUCAGCAGAACUUGUCCAGCUAGCAGAACUGUACCAGUUAGGAGGAGAUACAGAGCAGAUUUUGAUUUAAAAAAACAACAACCUCCGACUGCUGCAGCUACAAACAUGGACGCCACCUCUGCAGGUUUAUGUUUUGGAUCCUCUGGAAUGUUUCAGAGGAGACAUUUGUUAUUAAAUUUGGACCUGAUUGUAUGAGAGCGCCUGACAAAGAGUGUGAAUGUGUGACGUGUGCAUUUGAGACGCUGACUGUGCUUGCUGUGGAAGAGGAAAGGCUCUUAUCGCUUUGACAAAGGGGACUAUUUGACUGCCUUCCCAAAGUUAUAACCAGCAUGUUUGUCAUAGUCUGUCAUUGAUAAGGAUGUGUGCAAAUGUGUGUUUACUUUUGUUUUGUAAUGGAAAUAUAUGUGCACCUAUACCAUUACAGUGUCUCCAGCUGCUUGUCAUUAACAGUUGCACAAAUUGGUGUUGAUUAGUGUAUGAUAAAAAAGCUCAUCUGGAAUGUGUAUAGUAGAUGGAUAUAGUAUGAAAAUAUGGAUUUGUUUUUCCCCUGCAUGCCUGAUAUUGCAUUUACAAAGGCCGAUCCCUUCCCCCAAUUAAUUUUAAGUCGUUCCUUCCAACUCCAUAUAACUGAGGAAAUUUUUUUGAUAAAUCUUCAUGCAGGACAUCAAUUCAUAUUGACAUCAUGACUGUUGAGCUGCAAAUUAAAGGCAUGUAUGACCUUAUAUUCCAAGUUUUCUGAAGUUAUAUGUUUGCUUCAUGAGAUUAACAGACCAAAUGUGUUAUUAUUUGCUGAUAAUAGUCACCUCAAGUGAGCUGUUGAACGGAUAGUUCACCCAAAAUUGAAAAUUCUGUCAACUCCCAUUGGACCCCAUUGACUUCCAUAGUAUUGGGGGUAAAAAAUACUAUGGAAGUCAAUAGAGGCAAUCAACUGGUUAGCCAUAUCCUUCAAAACAUCUUGUUUUGUGUUCAGCAGAAGAAAGAAAUUCAUACAGGUUUGGAACAACUUGAGGGUGAGUAAAUGAUGACAGAAUUUUCAUUUUUGGAUGAACUAUCCUUUUAACUGGAGAAUUAUUGUUUCAGAAAUAUUUAAGUCAAUAAUUUGGGAUCAUAUGGCUUCAGACGACUUGGAAUAUAAAGAGAGUAUUACAUUGGUUUUGUGCACCAUAUUUGGUGCUUUUUUAUUAUUUACAUUUUUUGGGGGCAGCAACUAACAUAUGCACAAUUGUUGUAUUGACAAAAAUUCAUAAAUUCUUCAAAGUCUCCACUGUAAAAGAAAAAAAAAAGAGUAUCAGCAUCUGAGUUUGGAACAAUGGGAGGGUGAGUAAAUGAUAUUUUGUUUUUAGGUGAAUUAUUGCUAAGUAUUAGAAAUAGGCUAUUACCUGACUAUCUGAGUUGAGACUUUGAACAGUGGAUACAUUCAGGCUUCCUGCCAACAGCGAGCCACUGCCCUUUGUCAUUUAAACCUCACAUUUAGUCUCACUUUCACACAUGAAGCUCCACCCCACACAAGCUUGAACACACGCUCUGUUUCCAGCCCUCGCACGGCACCAUGAUUAAAUCACUGAUUUACACACACACACACUUUGUAUACUUUACUCUGUACUUUGUUUUGAAUACUGCUCAGUGUAGCACAAUGUUGGGCUGAAAUGAUAAACAAUAUGUUUUUGCUUGUAAUUGUGAUGUUGUAUUUUAAAUGCAUUGCUCUGCAAGAUCCCAAACUGUAAUUUACUUUUAGUGUUUGCUGUAAUUUGCUAGAAAAUGUCAUAGGAAAAACUGUGCGUAGUGAAAGCUUUCAGAAUGUGCAUGCUGCUUUUAGAAAUCCAAUUUUUUUUUACUGUAUUUGUAGAGUGGAGCUGCCCGGUGGCGCUCUAGAAAUGCAUUUCAUUCUUAGGAGACGGUGUAGAGGAACAUGCAGAUGUUUGCAUCUCAGCCAAAGACCUCAACAGCUCCCUUAACUUAAUUAUGCAUGUUGCUUGCAGACUUUCUCACUUUUUGGUUUUGUUUGUGUGACUGUUUGAAAGCCAUGAUGUUUGUGCAAAGCACUCAUUAUGCCCUUAUUCUUAAUACUUUUCCUUUUGUUGUUCCUUACUUUUUAAUUUUUUUUUUUUUUUUUUUGUAUAAAUGUCUUUUAGUUUAUUAGUCCAGCUGAUUGAUUGUGAUCAAAUGGGAGCAGUAAUAGUGUUCUGUUCAUAUGGCAUGGUAAUGAUGCAUCCUUUUGUUGUGCUUUGAUUUGCAACAAUACAGUUGUACAAAGAACA